Monoraphidium neglectum is the source of this 2010-nucleotide messenger RNA. Its product is annotated as putative serine/threonine-protein. Gene Ontology annotation, biological process: protein phosphorylation. Gene Ontology annotation, molecular function: protein kinase activity; ATP binding. The transcript is spliced from 11 exons. The record is from RefSeq and is a predicted model, not a curated record. Bases 1 to 2010 code for a protein of 669 amino acids. Lineage: Eukaryota; Viridiplantae; Chlorophyta; Chlorophyceae; Sphaeropleales; Selenastraceae.
AUGCUGCUAAACUGCUUGGAGAGCUCGUGGGACAAAUGUUCCGAAGUGUCGGUGCUCUGUCCGCAAGGAGGAGACAAGAAGGAAGAAGGCGACCUGGAGACGGGCACGCAGCGGGCAGACUCGACGCGCCCCGCAGCAACACUUGCCCCGUCCUGGGCGCUGCUGCCCUCCCUGCUGGAGGAGCUCUCCCACGGCGCCCAGGGAGUCGGCGUCCCCAUCCAGGCGCUGGCAAAGUCCAAGUCGCGCAUCGCAGCGCUGCGCGCGUCCUGGCGCUCAACCGGCGGCGGCGCGCCGCUGCCCGUCUCGGGCACGCUCACUCCUGCGGCACCGGCGCCGCCGCUGCGCGGCGCGUCGGACCCCGGGCAGCUGCGCGCGGGGCUCAACUGGUGGCAGGUCGCGGGUGGCGGCGGCGGCGCAGGCCUGGGCGCCGAGCGGCAGCCCCUGCUGCCCUUUGAGGAGCAGCAGCAGGCGCAGCAGCAAUCCAAGACGGCAGCACCGCUGCGGCAGGGUGUACCGAGCCAGGAUGACCCCCGGCAGCGUGUGCAGUCGCCUCCCGGUGUUGCCGGCCCCGGAACGUCCGGUGUCAUGGUGACGGCAACGGCGGCGCUGCAAUCACUGGCAGAGCAGCAGCAGGAGCAGCAGCUGGUACAGCAGCAGCAGCAGCAGCAGCAGCAGCAGCAGCCGCAGCAACAGCGGCAACCACAGAAGCAGGAGCGGCAGCAGCAGCAGCAGCAGCAGCAGCAGCAGCAGCAGCAGCAGCAGCAGCAGCAGCGGCAGCAGCAGCAGCAGCAGCGGCAGAAGCAGCGGCCACCACAGCAGCAGCAACAGCAUCAGACUGAGCAACUGGCGGGCGGCAGCCUGAGCGCUGCACUGCAACGGCCGCCACACGGCCACACAAAGCAUGCAGGGGCCGAUGCCAUACCAGUGCACAUGGCGCCGCUUGGAGCGGGCACGUCGACCCUGAAGCAGCCCGUGCGGCAGCUUGGCGAGCAGGCAGAGCAGCAGCAGCAGCGGCCGCGGCAGCAGCAGCAGCAGCAGCAGCCGCAGCCGCAGCUGCGUCAGGCACCACCUGGGGGUAUGCUUGGCGACCUUGCAGGGGACAAGGAGGUCCCAUUCGCAGAUCUAAAGCUGGGGCCAUCCAUUGGCGAGGGCGGUUUCGGCAAGGUGUAUUUUGGUCAUUGCCGCGGCAGUCAGCCUGUUGCCAUCAAAGUCCUGUCUAGCCAGCAGCACACCGCGCCGAGUGCCGUACUAGGCAAUCAGCAGCCGCCACAGCAGCAGGAUGAGCAGCAGCAGCAGCAGCAGCAGCAGCUACCCGAGGCGCAGGUGACGCCGCGGCUGCUGCUUGAGUUCAGGCGCGAGGUAUCAACCAUGCUGUCCCUUCCUGACCACCCUAACGUGCUCAAGCUGGUCGCGGUGUGCACGGUGCCGCCGCUGGCGCUGGUGACGGAGCUCUGCGCAGGCGGCAGCCUGUACGGCCUUCUGCACUGCCCGACAGCGCAGCUCAGCUGGGUCCAGGUGGUGCAGGUUCUGCGGGAGGCCGCCAUGGGCAUGGCCCAUCUGCAUCGCCACUCCGUUCUGCACAGGGACCUCAAAAGUGCCAACCUUCUCCUGACUGAGCAGCUGUCGGUGCGGGUGGCAGACUUUGGGCUGUCUCGGCUGCAGGCCGGCGGCCUGGCCACCAUGACAGGCGGCCUGGGGACGUUCCAGUGGAUGGCGCCAGAGGUGCUGGCCAACCAGCGGUACAGCUCCAAGGCUGACGUGUACAGCUUUGGUGUGGUGGUGUGGGAGUGCUGCGCACGGACCGUGCCCUACGAGGGCAUGAACGGGGUGCAGGCCGCCAUGGCAGUCGUGAACAGGGGCCUGCGGCCGGAGAUCCCGCCCCACACGCCACCAGCCCUUGCCAGCCUCACCCGGGCCUGCUGGGCCGCCAUCCCUGAGCAGCGCCCCGCCUUUGACGAGGUCCUGGGCGCGUUGCUGCUGCAUCCGGGCAGAUCCUGCUCCGCAGGCUGA